This is a messenger RNA of Trichobilharzia regenti, 312 nucleotides long. The record is from the annotation of a GenBank genome assembly. Lineage: Eukaryota; Metazoa; Platyhelminthes; Trematoda; Strigeidida; Schistosomatidae.
AUGAACAUAAGACUACAACCGUACAUCUCCAUUGCUUUGGUUUCUAUGCCAAAGUUUUCAUCACCUGGUUCAUCACUAUAUCUGCUUUCAUCAUUCGUCCGUCCGUCCGUAGUUGAAACGAUGCUUCUCAGUUGUAUAUGUAUGCAUAUAUAUCAUGGGCGAAAUGCAGAUCGUCCUAUUGUUUUUGAUGUGGGUCCAUUUGAUGCCUGUCUCCUCGUUUCCCGGCCUGGCCCGUCGCUGUCUGUCUGUCUGUCUGCCUGCCUGCCUGUCUAUCGCAUUGUCCAGUCUACUGCAACCAGGAAAACAAUCAUU